GUGCUUCUCUACAGCUCUUUGGUUUCGACUGUCUGCGGAGCAGCACGCGGGUCCGUGAGCACAAUGCUGGAGUGCUGGGCGAUACAAUCCUCACUUAGCCUAGGCGAAUCAGUAGAAAUGUGAGCGCUUUCAUCCCUGAGACCGCUGCUGAUUUAAGAGAAAGGAAAGGGUUGCUUACAGGGAUCUACAUCCAUAGAACCAUCAGGAAAUAAAUACUCGAAUCGGCAUGAUGCGCUUCUGGAGGAGGUGGCUGGGCUGGCUGCCACUGCGAAGAGAGAGUUGGGAGGCCGUCAGGAGCCAAGCGAAGAGAAGGAAGCAACCCCCGUGGGACGGCGAGAGGAACACGUGCAGCUUCCAGGGCACAGUUUCAAAUAUCCCCGGCGGCCGGGCGCUUGAACAACAGCGGCAGCAGCGAGGGACAUUGUGUAGGGCAAACCACGCGGCUGCUCUGGAAGCAAUCAGCUACUCAGACUUAAAUAAAAGGUUAUUUUCUAGCAGUGCAAAGAACAGGGGCGGGGAUGAGUCGGAAGGGCAGAUUAAGCCUCCUGUGUCCGUACCACCGGUAUCUCAGCAGACCUCUGCUCCGCUCGCGGAGAACCGUAGGAGGCGGGCGUGGGCAAAAUCUCUUUCUCCCGUGGAAAGAGUGAGUCGACUGGUACCGGAGGAAUUCCUUUCUGAGGAGAUCCAGGCCAUGAGGAGCUCCGAUGCCAAGGAAUCCAAGCAAGAGGCCUGUGCAAGAGAACAGGAGCCCUCUGUUUUCUCUAGAUGUGUUCCCCAAGCACAAUCCCAGCUGGAUCAAGGCUUGGCGCCUGAGCAUCUUAUCGGCGCAACGUCAAGAAACAUCCCUUUCCAAGUAGGAGAGCUGAUUCUAGCAGAGUUCCGCCGCAGACGUCACUCCGAGUUCAAAAAACUGUGCAGAUUAACGGCAGGAGGCGUGCUGAGCAGCAGCUGGGGAGCCAUUCCCUUUGUGGAGAUUAUCGGUAAACUCCCUGGACAGUUGUUCUUGACCUCCACUGGUCAGACAUUCCUAAUAAGGAGGCCGAGCUUAGAAGACUAUGUGCUGCUGAUGAAGAGAGGACCAACCAUUUCUUAUCCAAAGGAUAUGAAUGCAAUGCUGCUGCUUAUGGAUAUAAGUCAAGGAGACGUAGUGCUGGAAGCUGGUUCUGGUUCUGGUGCUUUGACCUUAUUUCUAUCAAGAGCAGUUGGGCCACUAGGUCAUGUUAUAAGUUAUGAAAUUAGAAAAGAUCACCACAAGAUAGCCAAGACAAACUACCAGAACUGGCGUGCUACGUGGAGAAUAGGACACACAGUAGAGUGGCCAGAUAAUGUGGAAUUCAUUAAUGAAGAUAUUUCAACAGCGGCUGAAGGUCUGAAAAUGAAAACAUUUGAUGCGGUAGCUUUGGAUAUGGUCAUCCCUCAGAAUGCUGUAAAUGAGAUUGUCCCAAAUCUUAAACAAGGGGGUGUUUGUGUUGUAUACGUUUCAAAUAUCACACAGGUUAUUGAGCUCUUGGAAGCAAUCCAUAUCAGCAGAUCAACUGUUUUUUGUGAAAGAAUUAUUGAAGUGAUGCACAGAGACUGGUUAAUACAACCAGUGACACAAAGAAAUGGCAGUACUUUCCAGCAAAUGAAAUCUAAAGGAAAUAUGGUUGAUGAUCCUACUUGCCAUAAUGAAAAUGAUGAGCUGUCUGCUGAACAGACUGAAGAUGACGAAAUCAUCAUUUCCGACAGACCAAAACCACCAUACAUCUGUAGACCACACCAGUGGCAAAUGGGUCACACAGUCUUUCUUGUCAAACUGCGGAAAUUAAGCCCCCCCAGAUACAAAAACAGCUCCAGAUGAUGACUGCUAACUUGAAGACUGCAUUUUACCAGAAUAGCAUGAAGAAAGGACUACUUACAUUUUUGGAAUCCACUCCUUUUAUUUCUACUGACUAUGCCUUUUGGUAUAUAUGAAGUGUAUAUAUAUGAAGCCAAAGGUAAUAUUUAAAGAUUAAGAAACUUAGUUUAGACAACAGAUAUUUUGAAUUGUAUCUUUGCAUUUGAUUCAAAAGGUUCAUUGCAUUUCUUUAUACUAUGUAAAGUUACAGCUGGAAGGACAUUUAUUCUUCAUUUCCAGUAAACCAGUCCAUGGAUUUA
This is a messenger RNA of Heteronotia binoei (common prickly gecko), 2136 nucleotides long. It is a transcript of the gene TRMT61B, whose product is annotated as tRNA methyltransferase 61B. The transcript has 7 exons. The coding region runs from base 227 to 1840 and encodes 537 amino acids. Gene Ontology annotation, cellular component: tRNA (m1A) methyltransferase complex. Gene Ontology annotation, biological process: tRNA methylation. NCBI's taxonomy places the organism in Eukaryota, Metazoa, Chordata, Lepidosauria, Squamata, Gekkonidae. The record is from RefSeq and is a predicted model, not a curated record.